Rhagoletis zephyria (snowberry fruit fly) is the source of this 1462-nucleotide messenger RNA. Lineage: Eukaryota; Metazoa; Arthropoda; Insecta; Diptera; Tephritidae. The record is from RefSeq and is a predicted model, not a curated record.
GUCUCGCUCGCCAUCUCCGACCUGUGUGUGGCGAUUCUGGUGAUGCCGCUUGCCCUUCAGUACGAGCUUAACGGCGGCUCCUGGGUCCUCUCCAACGCCGUCUGUGAUCUGUGGGUCAGCUUCGACGUCACCUGCUGCACCUCCUCCAUACUUAAUCUCUGCACUAUUUCGAUUGACCGCUACCUGGCGAUCACCAAGCCGCUGACGUACGGCGUUCGGCGGACCACCCGGCGCAUUCUCUCCUUCAUCGCCGCCGUCUGGAUCGCCUCCUGUCUGAUCUCCAUUCCGCCGGUGCUGCUCAUCGGCAACGAGUACGGCUCCGCGGAGGCGCCCACCUGCGAGGUGUCGCAGAACAUGUGGUACCAGCUCUAUGGGACGCUGGGCGCCUUCUACAUUCCCCUGGCGCUGAUGAUCUUCAUGUACUACAAGAUCUACGUGGCGGCGAAGCGGGUCGUGGAGGCGGAGCUGCGCGACCAGCGGCCCUCCUGCUCCAGCGCCACCUCCCAAUGUGUCUCGCUGCUCAAGAGCUGUAGUCAUAGUGGUGGUGGUGGUGGUGGUGGUGGGUGUGGCAGUUCUUCAACUGCAGCUAUCGAGGCUGGUCCUCAGCAGCAGCAGCUGAUGAUGAACUCCACCACGAAUACCUCUGCCGCUGCAAUGAAUCACGCAGCAGUACCAAAGGACGCCGAAUCGGGAAGUGGUGGUGCUGGUGACAAUGAAACUAGUCAAUCAUGUCCUAAUCAUCACAACCACAACCACAACCACCACCACCACCCACUGAAGGCAAAGAAGUGCAAGUCCUCCUCCUCCGCCUCACGAAAGUCCUCCUCAUCAUCUUCUACUUCAAAGCAACAUCGGUCGAAAGACGGCAGCAGCAGUGAUAAGCGAGUGGAGCGAAUGCUCAACGUCAUUCGCCGCGACCGAAAGGAGUCGAAGAAGGUGGCCGCUUCUGCUGGCGAUGCCAAUGGCAGACAACGGCAAAAUGGCUCCUCCACCGUUUGCUCCUCCGCUUGUUGCUCAUGUCUAGGCGGCGGCGGCGGCGGCGCCUCCACCAAGUCCUCCACCAGCUCACUGCCGGUGACUGAGCAGCCGGUGACGGCCAACAACAGCCUAUCAGUUCCGGGCACCACCACCACCACCAAAAACUGCAAAGGCAAUGACAGCAACAACAACAGCAGCAGCUCGCACAGCAACAGCUUUCUGGGCGGGAAGGAGCCCAUUCUGACGCGUCACCACGGCGGCCAGGCAGCCCAUCAUCAUCAGCAGCAUUUAAAUCAUCACCUAAAUCACCAUCAUCAGCACCACUUUAACCCGCACAGCCGCUCCCAGUCGGUGCACAUUCAGCACCACCGAAUCUCGGGCGCGAAGAAGAGCCUCUCCAGUGAGCGCUCCUCGCUGGCCACCGUCAACUACAAGCGCCGGGCGUCGAAUGCUCUGCGAGAGCGGAAGGCCUCCUUUACCCUAG